UUCAUAUUGUGCAUGUUGUCUGGUGUUUUUGUUGGAUUUUUCAUUUUAUGAAAUCAAGGCCAACUUCAAAAGGCUGGCAUGCAGAAAUCCAAUCAGCAAUAGACAGAAACCAGUGGUAAUUGGCUUAAAUGUUCAAGGAAGAAAGCUUAACUAAAAAGAGGACAGAAGUGGAAUUAAUUAGACUGGAUGUCAAAUGUGUUGACCUGAUCAUACUGAAUUGUGUAAAAAAUAAUCAUUUGUUAUGGCAACGAGUCAGAACAGUGGAAAGCCUAGCCAGCCCCAGUACUAUUGGGUAGAUCCCACAGAGGUGUUGACGAGACCAAGACACAGUGUUCUUGAUUCUAUUCUUGGAAAGAUUCGCAAAGCUGACCCUGAUCGAAAAUCCCUUCUUCACAGACUGGUUUAUGUAGCAAAAUUGACUGAUUCAUUACCAGAGAAGAGGAUUUUAGGAGCUCACUAUGAGAAACAGUUCAAGAAUUGGCAGAACCAGUACCAGGGUGAAGGGGCUACAGGAAUGUUGUUGGUUUACCCUCAUCACUUUGUUCAUCUUGUAGAGUCUUCAAGCGAGAUGCUGAUGGCCCUGAUCCGUGACCUUCGUGACCUGAUAGAGAGUAACACCUUGGUGGAGGAGAGUAAGAUCCUGGUAGUCUCUAGCAAUGUCCCAACCAGGCUCUUCUCCCAGUGGAGCUUCAGGGUGCUCAACCUUCCUGAAUCCAGGCUACAGGAGUAUGAAACCUCAGAGCCUAUUGAGAAGCUGGCACCAGAGUGUCUAGCCUUGAUGCUUAAACUUGGAUCCUAUCUUAGCAAACAACCAAAGAUCACGUUAAAGACUGUAAUGGAUCAAUUACAUGAGAAAGUACCCGACCUUCUCAUUCCUCAAGAUCUGAUUGGCUACCUGCUCUUCACGCCCGACCUUUGCACCCCUGCCGAGUUUCUGAACAAGUAUGACAAGCCGAUGGAUGUAGUUUUAGAUAAUGAACUUGAAUGGCCUCUUCCUACCAAGAACUUUCCUAUCAACUGAAUCUCAAGACUGCAUUCCAGAUGAUCACAUU
This is a messenger RNA of Lytechinus variegatus (green sea urchin), 1052 nucleotides long. Its product is annotated as testis-expressed protein 47-like. Gene Ontology annotation, molecular function: FAD binding; blue light photoreceptor activity. The coding region runs from base 242 to 1021 and encodes 259 amino acids. The record is from RefSeq and is a predicted model, not a curated record. The transcript is spliced from 8 exons. Lineage: Eukaryota; Metazoa; Echinodermata; Echinoidea; Temnopleuroida; Toxopneustidae.